GAGGGCAGAGCUGGGAUCCCAGACAGAGAGCAGAGAGCCAGAAGUCCUCAGCUCUGCCUGCUACUGGGAAGAUGAAGGUCUUCGUGGGUGUUCUCCCCUUCCUCAUUCUUGCUACUGCCCUUGGAUCCCAGGUCCAGGUCCCUCGUGAAUCUGUGCUGGCGAAACUCUGGCAAGAACCCUCAAAAAAUAUACACAUUAACGGUUUACACCGUCCUGCUGACUGCUGCUCCAGCUACGCACAACGAAUUCGAUGUGCAAACAUGAAAGAUUAUUUUAAAACAAGCAGUUCUUGCUCCCGGCCAGGUGUCAUCUUCCUCACCAAGAAGGAGCGGCGUAUCUGUGCUGACCCCCAUGUCUCGGAAGUUCAGAACUGCAUGAGGUCCCUGAAUAACCUAAUGAUGCUGACGGGAGAAAGAGGAGGCUUUCUUGAGAAGAAAUGGUAGUAGGGGCCAGCUACCCCACAUCCACUUGUCUUGCCCCAACUCCCUCCUGGGAUUUUCUUGGCCUGAAUUAUUUUUCAAAAAUCAACAACUACCAUUCUUUCUGUUCUGGUUAUAAAAGCCAUGCAUGAAUAAAGGGUAUCUGAUAUAACUUUCCUUGAGCUUUAGGAGGAAAAAGAAACUAUAGGAAUUGCUGAAAUUUGGAUUCUAUGGGUUUUUUUCAAAUGCUAUAUCAUAACAGAAUUUUGUAAAAGCUAAACACAUUCAAACUCCUUCAAACAUAGAUUGAACCUGUGUCAAAAAUGUACUUAACCCAUUCAAAAUGGGAACCAUAAAAUAGAGUCAAAGAUUAUCUGAGGAACAGAGAUUUAUAUAGUUAAUUGGGCAUGGCAUUCUGAAAUUGUUAAGUCAGAGAAAAAGAGAUUAAUAUCCUAUUGAAAAAGAAUACUGUAACUCUGGGAAUUAUCUUUUCUUUUUUCUUUUCUUCUCUUUUUUCUUUUUUAGAGGGGGGGGGAAUAGGGGCAGAGGGAGAGGGAGAGAAUCUUAAGCACAUCCAGUGCAGAGCCCAACAUGGCACUCAAUCACACGACCCUGAAGUCAUGACCCUGAGAUCAUGACCUGAGCCAAAAUCAAGAGUUAGAUGCUUAAACAACUGAGCCACCCAGGUGGCCCUGGGGAGUCUCUUUUCUACUGGACAAAAAUCAUUUACAUCUAUGCUAGAUAAAAAAUUUGCAAGUGAACAUAAUUUCACAAAGUCAGGAGCCCAUCAGUAGCAAAUAGAACACCACUGGAGAGGACGUUCCCCCUACAGGAACCCUGGGGUGGGCUUUUCAGAUAAUCUUCCAGAUGACAUUGGAAGACCUGCCUGCAGUCAUCCUUCUGCCUUAUUUCCACAUUUUGGAUAUUUUCUCUCAACAGAUAUAAUCUCCCCUCUUUAAAGUUAAGGGACAUUAAGAAAAACAUUUAAAGUUGGACUGAACAUGGGUGGUGAGAUCGAGCCCUGCUUCAGGCUCCACGCUCAGCACAGAAUCUUCAUGAGAGCCUCCCUCUCCCUCUGCCCCUCCUCCACUGAGUGUUUUCUCCCUCUAAUAAAUAAAUAAAUCUCAAAAAAAAAAA
This is a messenger RNA of Mustela lutreola (European mink), 1556 nucleotides long. RefSeq names its product C-C motif chemokine 15-like. Gene Ontology annotation, biological process: monocyte chemotaxis; cellular response to interleukin-1; positive regulation of GTPase activity. The coding region runs from base 72 to 443 and encodes 123 amino acids. NCBI's taxonomy places the organism in Eukaryota, Metazoa, Chordata, Mammalia, Carnivora, Mustelidae. Gene Ontology annotation, molecular function: CCR chemokine receptor binding; chemokine activity. The transcript has 4 exons. Gene Ontology annotation, cellular component: extracellular region. The record is from RefSeq and is a predicted model, not a curated record.